Molecule: messenger RNA, 2623 nt
Organism: Fundulus heteroclitus (mummichog)
Lineage: Eukaryota; Metazoa; Chordata; Actinopteri; Cyprinodontiformes; Fundulidae
Gene: colgalt1a
Product: collagen beta(1-O)galactosyltransferase 1a
Exons: 12
Coding region: 170-2005 (611 amino acids)
Molecular function (GO): procollagen galactosyltransferase activity
Source: RefSeq, a predicted model, not a curated record
GCCACAUCCCACCCCUUUAACGUUCAACUUGGCACCGCAACAUCAGGGUCCUCUGGACAGACUCUGCUUUAUUUGUGAUGGGAGCGAAACAUAAAGCUGCAAUUAUCUAUCAUAUAAGACGAUCGCAGCCGUAGGGUAACGCAUAAAAAAAAAAAAACUUCUUGUCGCAAUGCACGAGGUCGCCCUCCUCCCCGCUUCGGCGCUCCUCUUGCUCCUCUCCUGCUGCUCCCCUGUCCGGGGAUACUUCGCGGAGGAGCGCUGGAGCCCCGAGUCUCCGCUCCUGGCUCCUCGGGUUCUUCUCGCCCUCAUCUGCAGAAACUCCGAGCACUCUUUGCCGUACUUCCUGGGAACCAUAGAGCGACUCACGUACCCCAAGGACCGUAUGGCUCUCUGGGUAGCAACUGACCACAAUGAGGACAACACCACAGUAAUUCUACGUGACUGGCUUUUAAAGGUGCAAAACCUCUACCAUUAUGUAGAGUGGCGGCCAAAAGAAGAGCCCAGUCGUUACAAGGAUGAAGAUGGUCCAAAAGACUGGACAGAUCUCCGUUACGAGCACGUAAUGAAGCUUCGGCAGGGAGCACUGGAGUCUGCUCGUGAAAUGUGGGCAGACUACUUGAUGUUCGUGGAUUGUGACAACCUUCUUACAGAUCAAGAUGUACUCUGGAAGCUAAUGAAAGAGAACAAGACAAUAAUAGCUCCAAUGCUUGAAUCCCGUGGCGCCUAUUCAAACUUCUGGUGUGGAAUGACCUCGCAGGGUUACUAUAGAAGGACCCCUGCCUACCUACCUAUGAGGAAGCAAGUCCGUAAAGGCUGUUUUGCUGUUCCAAUGGUGCAUUCCACAUUCCUCAUAGACCUCAGGAAACAGGCUUCCAGGCAGCUAGCCUUUCACCCGCCACAUCCAGAAUACAGCUGGGCAUUUGAUGAUAUCAUUGUGUUUGCAUUCUCUGCUCAGAUGGCAGAUGUUCAAAUGUUUGUAUGUAAUAGGGAGACCUAUGGUUAUCUUCCUGUACCUCUACGCUCCCAUAAUACGUUGCAAGAUGAAGCUGAUAGCUUCUUACACUCGCUAUUGGAAGUUAAUGUGCGAAAUUCUCCUCUAAUACCUUCUAAAUACAUCCGUGUUCCUAGAAAAAAACUUGACAAAAUGGGCUUUGAUGAGGUUUUCAUGAUAAACCUGGAGAGGCGGACUGACCGCCGAGAACGUAUGCUACAGGCCCUGUAUGAGCAGAAGAUUGCAUGCAAGGUCAUUGCAGCUGUAGAUGGAAAAGCAAUGAAUGUGAGUGAAAUCUAUGACUUGGGGAUCCACAUGCUCCCGGGAUACAAGGACCCCUACCAUGGUCGACCGCUGACAAAGGGAGAGCUAGGUUGCUUUCUUUCCCACUAUAACAUCUGGAAGGAGGUUGUAGACCGCCGUCUGAAAACGUCCCUUGUGAUUGAAGAUGACCUGCGUUUCGAGGUCUUCUUCAAACGCCGCUUAAUGAACUUGAUGAGUGAGGUUGAGGAAGAAGGACUGGACUGGGAUCUUAUAUAUAUUGGUCGGAAGAGAAUGCAAGUAGAUCACAAGGAGAAAGCGGUGCCAAAUAUACACAACUUAGUGGAAGCAGAUUAUUCAUACUGGACUCUAGGUUAUAUGAUUUCAUUGCAGGGUGCUGAGAAGCUUUUAAAAGCAGAACCGCUUAAAAGGAUAUUGCCAGUAGAUGAGUUUCUUCCCAUUAUGUACAACAAACACCCUGUCUCUGAUUAUAUGGAGCAGUUUGAAACCAGGGACCUGAAGGCGUUUUCGGCAGAGCCUCUCCUGGUGUAUCCUACUCACUACACAGGCGACCCCGGCUACAUCAGCGACACGGAGACCUCCACCGUGUGGGACAAUGAUACGAUCCGUACGGACUGGGACAGAGCAGCGCGCUCCGGGAAAACUCAGGAGCAGGCUGAGAUCAGCCGCGAGGCCCAAAACACAGAUGUGCUCCAGUCCCCUUUGGACAGUGCAACUCGGGACGAGCUUUAAGAGAAACUGAGUGAGAGUUUCAAAUCUAAACAUGCAAUAAUCAUACCAUCUGAGGUUUUUUGAUCCUUUUUUUAACCUUAACGUUUUGAUUUAUUUUCACUGCAUGGAUCUGAUAUCAAAGAUUAAAGAAGGAUUAGAUUUGGCAGGUGUGACAAGUUAAAAAGGGAUCAUGGCUGACUUUUAUUGUACACAUUGAUUGCAUAGAUUAUUUUAAAUGGGCACUAGACUUGCUAUUGUUUAUGGCAUUUGCAGUACUCUCCUUUUGUCUGUCAUACAGAAGUUAACAGAUGCAUUAACAGCAAAUAAAGUUUGACUGGUACAUCUCAGCCAUUUUAGGUUAACUAAUUUUAUGUUGCACUGUAAAAUGUUUCUUUUCCAAAUGUGUUAUUAGUGCAGAUGAAUAACAAAAUAGACUAUUUCCAAAAAAUAAAUAAAUAAAUCUAGCAGAAAUUCUGGUUUCAAUUCAACGUUUGUUUCUAAUCUUUAUUUCUAAAUGAAAAUUUUUUGAUAACUUUUUUAGCAAACCACUUUAAAUGAAAUAUGCACUAUGGUAUAAAAAACAUUUGGAUACAUGUUCCAUAUGCGGUUGCAAUAAAAAGUAUUCUUCUAUUCACUGUG